CGAGCGUUUCUUUUCAGAGAUUCUUGAUUGUUUUGUCAAACUUGUCAAAAGGUUAACUUCGAACAUUCCCGAAAGACACGGAAAGUCGACCGUAUUGAUUUGAAGCGGGCUGCGGACAUUCGUAAUGAGUUUGUCUGCAAAUCUUGACAGCUUGGCAGUCGCUGGUCGAAAAGAGCUGACGUAAGCGACUGAGGUGAAGACGCGAAGCUAACAGCCGGGACAGGGCAGGUAUCUUAUUAGCUCUGCAGAGGUGAAGGAUGGGGCAUAAACUGGAUCUCUCUGGUCUGACGGAUGUGGAGGCUGACCAUGUGAUUCAGGUGGUGCAACGGGACAUGGAGCUGCGCAAGACUGAGGAGAUGCGGCUCAAUGAGAUGAAGAAGGCACUGGUUGAGGAGGGCAGUCGGUCUGUUCUGCUGUCGCGGCAGCACAGGUUUAAUGAGCGCUGCUGCAUCCGCUGCUGUUCUCCCUUCACGUUCCUGCUCAACCCAAAACGUUCCUGCCUGGACUGCUGCUACAACGUCUGCAAGGGCUGCUGCACAUAUAGUAAGAAGGACAAAGGCUGGCUGUGCUCCGCCUGCCAGAAGACCAGGCUACUGAAGACACAGUCACUGGAAUGGUUCUACAAUAAUGUGAGAAGGCGUUUUAAAAGGUUUGGCAGUGCCAAAGUAUUAAAGAACCUCUACAGGAGGCAUGCAGCCGAGCAUGAAGCGCUAGCAGAGCUUACAGAGGGCAGCACUUGUGAGGAGAGUGUCUGCAAUGAGAGUAGUAUGUAUGAGAGCGACUCGACGUUUUACAAGCAAAGUGAAGAGCACAGCAUGGCUGAGACUAUUAAUGUGGCACAGCGGGUGGCAGAAGAGGCCAUAGAUGAGGCCAUUGCUAAGGCUGAGAUCCAGACUGGCAGUCAAGAGAAGCAGAAUGAAGCUCAUUAUUUGCGAGAGAACAGAGGAGAGCUGAUAGAGGACUUGACCACAACUAUAGUACAGAAAAUUGUCCGCCGGAAAAGGGAUCAACAGACUGAUGAGAUGCAGUCUGGAUGUAAUCUGAACCAGAACAGCGAUGGAAUCUCUCCUGAUCAAACCCAGAGUGCCUUUGAUGCUUCUCUCUGGAGGUCUCGCUCAGCUUUCUGUCUCAUGACUGAUGAGAAAACAGACCAGCAUGCUAACACUGGGUCAAGACCUUCAUCUUCUAUAAGUCAUACUCUGGAAAUGAAGGAAGAAAUGAUGCCUGUCCAGGCCAUGCCUAGCUGGAGGAGUGUCGACCGACUGGACAAUUCCAUGUUACAGAGUCCUGAUGGUAACUGGAUUGCUUAUCAGAGCAACCUGCUCUCUCGACCAGGCCUUUUAACUAAGCGCAAAAGUCUGGUCUACAGCGUCUUGGAAAGGGAGUCUGGCGUGGUGUCAGCUUACAAUGAGAUGGGCUCAGAAACAGAGCCUGAAGCUAAUGGGGUCUGGGGAGCUGCACUGGAAGAGUUUCUGCGUAAAAUGUCUGCCAAUAAGCAGUUGGGUUACCCAGAGUCCUACGGCCAUCAAGCAACCUUGCCUUUGAAUGCACAAGCACAACAUCUCACUGCACACACCUUGAAUGCUGAUGCUGAGAACUCCUCAGGACAGGAUGGGCCGCCACCCCUGUCCCAGAAAACUGUGCUGCCCUUCUUGAAGAGAAAAGUGCCACUAGAACACAGGCGACCCUCAUCCGCCCGCCGCUCAAACGUCAUGGAUAUCAAUUUCAAUCCAGGAGGCGCUGAAAGCAGUGAGGAUGGCCUAGAGGACAGCAGUGUCAAAAGGUCACGGCGAAGGAGGAAAAAUAAGAGAGAGGAGGCAGAGUGGAAAGGACAGUCGGAUUCCAAUAGCCACCUCUUAGAUGCUCUGAUGAAGAGGCGUUAUGUGAAACAAGACUCAGCAUUGCAUGGCACUUCAGACACUGCGACCCCUGACAUCUUGAGCUCUGGAGCCGUGACCCCUGAUCCAUUUGGACUUGGUCUCAAUUCUCCCAGCUAUUACAAUCAAGGGGCCCUUGGUGUAGUUGGAUCUUUAGAUCAGGAGUUGACUUCCAAAUUGAAAGAGCUGACCAGUCAAGUCAGAGAAAUGCAACUUUCCUCCACUGAGGAUGAACUGGACAGGUUGGAGUAUCAAAUGGGGAAUGAAGAAAAUAAGACAAACACAAAAGUGGGAGAUAAAGUUAUGGGAGAUGCUUCAUUGAAGAUUGAGGCUGAUUCAAAAGAAAUAUCAGAUGAAAUUGAAUCCACAAAUCAAGUGAGAUCAACUGAGAUAUUGAAAGAUGGCCUGACUUCCAUACUGAGAGUGUUGACCAGUCAGGUCAGCGAAACACUACUUUCCUCCACUGAAGAUGAACUGGACAGGUCUGAGUAUCAAACUGAAACCAAGGGUAUAAAUCGGUCAAUAAGAACUGAGCUGCUGGUGGUAAAUGACAGGACAGAUGGAACCAAAAUGAUACAAUAUGAUGAGAAAACCCAAAACCAUGCAGAGAAAUCAGAAGAAAAUAGAUCAGAGAAAAGGCAAAAGGACACUGUGGCAAAGCAGGACAUUUGUGAGCAAAAGGACACGGGUGAGACACAAAUGUCAGAAGAAAUGAGCUCUGCGAGCCAAAAACAGACACUUGCUGAGAUCGAUACACAAAAUGAGAUGGCUAGAGAGAGAAUUGAAGAGACAAAGAACGAGCAAGAAGUUCAGACUGAAGAGAAAAAAUCUGAAAUAAAAGAUUGUGGAAAUGCAGUUGAAGGACAGCAGAGCAGAGCUGAGAAUACAAAUUCUGAAGAUACAGAGGAGACAGAAGACAAACAAUGCAGCAAAUCAUCAGAAGAGAAAGUUCAAGAGAAGGACAGCAACAGUCGAGGUGACUUGAUUGAAAAAAGGGAGGCACAGCGGUACCCCACAACUCAGCACAGCACCCCAUAUGGUCAGGAGGAGUAUCUGUCACCGGAGGAGAUCUACAAGGAUGCACACAUGCUGGACAUAGAGAAAAACCUACAUUUAAUCUCCAAUAUACUACAACAGAAGUACUCGGCCACAUCACUGCGCAGCAUCACCACAGAAGUGCUAAAAGUACUGAAUGCUACAGAGGAUCUGAUUCACGGAUCUGUGGUCGAUGGACAAGGCCAGUCAGACCACAGUGACCUCUCGGUAAUUCCCCCUGCCGAGGCCAGUAGACUGAAUGAGCAGCUCAGCGGACUCGAGGAGAAUGUGUAUGUGGCGGCAGGUACAGUGUACGGGCUUGAGGCUGAACUGGGGGAUCUGGAGGAGUGUGCGCGCAGCAUCAGUGGAUCCACCACUGAAAGUGAGCUGUCUCAUCUGGAGGACCAGGUGGCUUCUGCAGCAGCCCAGGUGCAGCAGUCUGAGCUCAAGGUUUUAGACAUUUCCUCAAGAAUUGCUGCUCUGAAAAAUGCAGGUCUUAAUGUAACUCCACAGACCCAAUUUACCAAGGUCAAGACUACAAAAACCAAGACACAAACCAUUAGCUCAUCUCGGAAACUGAGGAGGCGUCUGCCAGCACCUCCAAAACAAGAUAAAGAAGCAUAAUGAGGACAGUGGGAAACAUCGGCAAGCAUCAUCACAAAGUUAAAUAACUACAAACUUAAAAAAGCCACUGAUCACAUGUGCCUUGAAGCUCAUGGCUCAUAGAUAAUAUUUUAUGGACUCAAGCUCUGGCUGACAGAUUCAGAUAGACUGAUGUAUCGCUCAUCCAGUGAUGCCAUUUUACACAAACAAAUUACUCUUGGAUAGGAUUGCUUUAGUACCUCUCUCCCCUCAUAAUGUAAAAUAAAUAAUAAACUAAAAUAAUGUAAAAUUAUACAAUGUUUUGGCAUAUUUUACCAUUACUAUGAAUCAAGCUCAUCAUUCGAUUAAGUCUUUA
Molecule: messenger RNA, 3870 nt
Organism: Sinocyclocheilus anshuiensis
Lineage: Eukaryota; Metazoa; Chordata; Actinopteri; Cypriniformes; Cyprinidae
Product: rab effector MyRIP-like
Exons: 17
Coding region: 258-3536 (1092 amino acids)
Biological process (GO): intracellular protein transport
Cellular component (GO): cortical actin cytoskeleton
Molecular function (GO): actin binding; small GTPase binding; myosin binding
Source: RefSeq, a predicted model, not a curated record